This is a messenger RNA of Hansenula anomala, 1503 nucleotides long. It is a transcript of the gene MRX18, whose product is annotated as 17-beta-hydroxysteroid dehydrogenase-like protein. Bases 1 to 1503 code for a protein of 500 amino acids. NCBI's taxonomy places the organism in Eukaryota, Fungi, Ascomycota, Saccharomycetes, Phaffomycetales, Wickerhamomycetaceae. The record is from RefSeq and is a predicted model, not a curated record. Gene Ontology annotation, molecular function: glucan endo-1,6-beta-glucosidase activity. The transcript has a single exon. Gene Ontology annotation, cellular component: extracellular region; cell surface. Gene Ontology annotation, biological process: glucan catabolic process.
AUGGUGCUUGACAAGUUGAAAAGUUUAGCAAUUGAUCAAGAAUCCUUAAAAGCAGCAGCUCCAGCGGCUCCAGCUGGGAAACCUCCUUCAAAGAAACAAAUUUAUCAAAGUAGAUAUAAUUUUGGUGUAAAUUUUGGUUCAUUAUUUGUUUUGGAGAAAUUCAUAUUUGAUAAAUUUUUUAUUGAUAACACAAGCUGUGAAUUAGAAGCAAUUACUGCUUAUUCAAAGAAAAAUGGUGCUGAGAAUACCCAAAAGGAAUUAGAAGAUCAUUGGAACAAUUAUGCUACUGAUCAAGAUUGGGAAUGGUUAAAGAGUAAAGGUGUUACAGCUAUUAGAAUUCCAAUUGGUUAUUGGCAUGUUAAUGGGGGUUCAUUUGCUAGUGAUACUCCAUUUGCAAAAGUUGCUGGUGUUUACAAGAAUGCUUGGAGUAUUUUCAAAAACAUUGUCGCCAAAGCAAAACAAUAUGAUAUUGGUGUUUUGAUUGAUUUACAUGCAUUACCAGGUGGUGCUAAUGCUGCAGAACAUAGUGGUCAACAAUUAUCCAAAGCUGAAUUUUGGAAAUCUAAGAAAAAUGAAAAACUUGCAUUAUCUGUAUUAGAAUUUAUUGCUCAAGAAUUCAAAAAUGAAGAAAAUAUUGUUGGUUUACAAAUUGUUAAUGAAUCAGAAUUUGAUAAUACUGCAGCUUCUCAAAAACAUUACUAUACAAAAGCUGUUAAACAUAUUCGUAAUAUUGAUCCUGAAAUCCCAAUUGUUAUCUCUGAUGGUUGGUGGCCAGAUCAAUGGGUUAAAUGGGUUGUUGAAAAUGAACAAGAUUUGAAAAAUCAAUCUGUUGGUAUUGUUAUUGAUCAUCAUGUUUAUCGUUGCUUUUCAGAUGCUGAUAAGAAAAAGGCACCAGAACAAAUUAUUAAAGAUUUGAAUGGUGAUUUAUUAACCAAUUUAUCUGGUCAAGCUGAUGUAAUGGUUGGUGAAUAUUCAUGUGUUUUAGAUGGUGAUUCUUGGAAUAAAGCUGGUGGUGAUCGAAAUGAAUUAGUCAAACAAUAUGGUAAUGAAUUAUCAAAAUUAUUUUAUCAAAGAGCAGGUGCAGGUUCUUAUUUCUGGACUUUUAGAUUUGAACAUGGUGAUGGUGGUGAAUGGGGGUUUGUUCCACAAGUGGAAACAGGUGCUAUACCAUCAAGACCAACACAAGUUACUCAAGUUCCUCCAGAAGAUGAAGUUAACAAGAUUUUAGAAAAUGAAUUGAAUCAACAUUCUCAAUAUUGGGAUGGACAGAAUAAAAAUGAAAAAUAUGAACAUUGGAGAUAUAAAGAAGGUUUCAUUACUGGCUGGGCUGAUGCUAAUGAAUUUUCUAAAUUUGAUGGUUCAACAAUUGGUAGAAUAAAUGCAUGGAAAAUUGCAAGAAGAAAUGAACACAUUUCUCAUAGAAAAAACUCAAACUUUUUGUGGGAAUGGGACCAAGGUUUCGAUAAAGCUGUUUCUAUUUUCAAUCAAGUUGCAUUUAGUUAA